CGACUGGCAGCCCAGGCUGACGAGGCUUGCCUAUCAGGCGUCCUCAAAUGUGCUCCUUGGAGAGCAAUCAGCCAGAGCAAUCAGCCAGGCGAAGUCAUCCUCUCCACAUCUGCUGGAGACCUGAGGGCUUGUUGUCCUGUCGCAGAGCAGCAAUGGAUCGCAACAUCUCCUUCAUGAGGGAUACGUGGAGGCUUACCACCUUCGGUACCAAAACAUCAGCUCAGUCAAAUGUCAGCAACAGCGGUGCAACAUACCAGGGUGUUGGGAUUGUUCCAACAAUCUGCAACAUUACAAUCGCCUGAAGGUGGACUGUGUGUCAGAACCAUACAAGAAUAUCACCUGAACCAUCGAGUCCUCGUUCGGGAUUACAGGCCAGAUCAGUCCCAUCCACCGUGUUAUAUAUGCAAGCAGUUCUGCCAUUGAGGGUUCGUGGCAUUCAAGAUUGCAUUGAGAUCACCAUCCUCCCAGAGACUCCCCUUCGUUGAAUCAACCCAGCUGCUCUGUUCAAAUGGCUAUCAAGGACUCAUUCUUGGCCAACGGGACGGCCCACGUCGUCCAAGGUACGAUAAACUACUACCUUGAUCCUUCAAAAGGCGGUUACACAGAGUUCUACCCACAAACGGCGGGGUCCUUUCGAAGGAAAUACGAUCCGCACCCGGCUCAAGUCGCAGAUAUACGAGGCUUCGAGACAGAAUUCAACCUCGACAAGCACGGCUUUGCGAUUGUGCAGCACGAGAGUGAAGAGAAGGAAUUCGCCGACGAGGAGCAAGUCAAGGACCGUCUUUUCUCCGAAGUUGCCGACCUCUUGAAGGAAGUGACUGGCGCCACCCAAGUGCGUCCAUUCUCCCACCUGGUCCGUCGGCAACGGUGGGAAGAUGCCCAAAAUGCCGUGGAGGGGAAGGAAGACCACGAACUCGUCCGCAAAAAGGUUCCGGCGCGCUUCGCCCAUGUCGAUCAUUCGUACGACGGCGCAGAGCAGAUUCUGCGCGACAACUUGCCGGAUGAAGAGCGCGAGCGACUCAGCAAGACGAGGUGGGCAAUCAUCAACGCCUGGCGUCCUAUUCGCGAGGUCACCCGCGACCCUCUCGCCGUCUGCGACGCGCGCACGGUCGAGGAGGCGGACCUCGUCGGAGUGACCGCGCACACGCCGCCGCCGGAGACCGGCUCGUGCGAAGGCGUCUCGAUGGGCCGACACUUUGAAACGUGGCACGUCAGGGCCAACCCGGCUCAUCGCUGGUACUACAAGAGCCACAUGACGCCGCAGGACGUGCUGCUGCUCAAGAUCUUCGACUCGAAAAGGGACGGCCGCGCCAGGCGGGUGCCCCACACGUCCUUUUACUCGGACGAAGACUACGGUGACUCGAGAAACAGCGUCGAGACCCGGUGCCUGGUAUUUUGGGAGGAUGAGAGUUUCGAGUAAUUAGUGAAACAGGACCACUCCACCGUAGUACCACUACCGAGUGAAAACUUUUCGCUCGGAAGGGGGCCGAAGUGAAAGAGUCAAGCGAGGGCACCGGAGCCAGACCAGGCGCCGUUCCAGAACUACUCGUCACUCAAAAUGGGCGCGGAACAGUGAGCAACAGCUAUUAGUGACAGAAGAUGUUGUGGACGAAGAGGGCAGUCACAGAAAGCACAUUAUUUUGACCACAGACAAAGAAAAAAAAACUCCUAGCUGACAAACAUCGAGAUUGAUCAACCAGGCUCCAUUUGACAGAAUUAUGUUAUCGACUAUCGAAGAGAAAAAAAGCGGUGUUGCAAAACCUGCAGUCGGGUUUUCUUUCCCUGUUUUUCAUGGGACCAUCUCCGUCGUUACCACAUGCGCUAGUAGUAUGUCCAACUUUGCCAGGUAGAAGCCAUAGAAAUUAGAAAAGCCGGC
Cladophialophora immunda is the source of this 1876-nucleotide messenger RNA. RefSeq lists its product as uncharacterized. NCBI's taxonomy places the organism in Eukaryota, Fungi, Ascomycota, Eurotiomycetes, Chaetothyriales, Herpotrichiellaceae. Gene Ontology annotation, molecular function: oxidoreductase activity. Bases 509 to 1420 code for a protein of 303 amino acids. The record is from RefSeq and is a predicted model, not a curated record. The transcript is spliced from 3 exons.